Cetraspora pellucida is the source of this 124-nucleotide messenger RNA. NCBI's taxonomy places the organism in Eukaryota, Fungi, Glomeromycota, Glomeromycetes, Diversisporales, Gigasporaceae. The record is from the annotation of a GenBank genome assembly.
ACUGAUUAAAUUGCCACUAUGUAUUUUAAACACUACAAGUCUCUAUGCAUUAAUCGUAAUGCUUGGACCACCUCGAUUAGGAAUGGAUGAUGUUCUUAGAUUAAUAGAUAAAUUAUCGAUGUAG